CAUUUCCUUAAUUGAAAAACAAAAAGGGCAAAAGAAUGAUAUAGUAAUAAUAUUUAGACAGCACUACAAAAAUAUUCAUGAUCCCUGCCAAGCCACACUAUCAGUAUUAGCAAACGAACAAACAUGAUGAAGGCUUUGAGAUUCUCCCUUCUUCAAUUUCUCCUUUCAGUAUAUUUCUUCUCAUUUUGCCCAGUGAAUUUGGCUAUGAAUAUUGAACAAGACCCAUUAAUCAAAACCAUGGAGGAUUUCUCUGGGUAUGCAAUUCAUGAACCACAACUCUCAGAGUCUCUGUCUUCUUCACUCUCAGUGGACACUCAAAAUCUGCAGAAGCAGAUUGAUGAGCUGUCAACUUUUUCGGAUACAUCUGCACCAUCAGUUACUAGGAUCUUGUACAGUGAGAAGGAUGUUAUGUCUCGAAGAUAUAUAAAAAAUAUAAUGGAAGCUUCAGGUCUUUCGGUAAGGGAGGAUGCUGUCGGAAACAUUUUUGGUCAGUGGAGUGGAUAUGAACCGGAGCUUUCUCCAGUGUCAACAGGAUCUCAUACAGAUGCAAUACCAUAUUCUGGAAAAUAUGAUGGGGUAGUUGGCGUUUUGGGUGCAAUAGAGGCCAUCAAUGUUCUCAAGCGGUCUGGCUUUAAACCUAAAAGGUCACUGGAGGUGAUUAUGUUCGCUUCAGAAGAGCCUACACGAUUUGGCAUCAGCUGUCUUGGAAGUCGGUUGUUGGCGGGAAGUGAGGAACUGGUACAACAACUAAAGAAGACAGUGGACAGUGAAAAUGUUGCCUUCUUUGAUGCUGCAAAAUCUGCAGGAUACAAAAACGCAGAGGAUUUAUCCUCCGUGUUUCUGAAGAAUGGAAGCUAUUCUGGCUUUGUAGAGUUGCACAUUGAGCAAGGUCCUAUCCUUGAAGAAGAAGGAAUAUCUAUUGGGGUUGUGACUGCUAUUGCUGCCCCUGCUAGCAUCAAAGUGGAAUUUGAGGGCAAUGGAGGCCACGCCGGGGCUGUCCUGAUGCCACAGAGGAAUGAUGCAGGACUGGCUGCUGCAGAGUUGGCUCUUGCUGUUGAGAAACAUGUUUUGGAGUCUGGAUCUGUUGAUACUGUAGGCACAGUUGGUAUUCUUGAGCUUCAUCCCGGGGCAAUCAACAGCAUUCCAAGCAAAUCACAUUUGGAAAUAGAUACACGUGACAUUGAUGAAGAGCGUAGGAAUUCUGUUGUUGAUAAAAUUUAUCAAUCAGCCCUAAGCAUAUCUAAAAGGCGUGGUGUUAAGUUGUCACAAUUUAAUAUUGUCAAUAAAGAUCCUCCUGCACUGUCUGAUGAAUUGAUCAUCAAGGCAGCAGAAUCUGCGAGUCGUGAGCUAAAUUUGACGUACAAGAAGAUGAUUAGUAGAGCAUAUCAUGAUUCGCUAUUUAUGGCCAGAAUUACACCGAUGGGCAUGAUAUUUAUUCCAUGUUAUAAAGGCUACAGUCACAAGCCCGAGGAAUAUUCAUCCAUUACUGAUAUUGCCAAUGGCGUAAAAGUCUUGGCAUUGACACUAGCCAAAUUGUCCAUCUCAUGAUGUCUUCAGUCUUCAGUAGUUUCAUCAGACAAACUAGUUUUUCUGGUUGCAAACUAAUCUAGGUACGUGUAACAUUGCUACUUGCUCAGGUGAUUGUAAGUGAGUACAAGAUGUUGUGCAUCAAAACUAUCUUAGUCCUUGUGUUUUAGUUGUUAUACACAUGCGGUUAACUUAGGUGUAAAAAUAACAGCACAAUCUUUCAGGGGACGAUGAAUUCGUCGUCAGUAAACCACUGGAUUUAUGUAAUUCCAAGAAAUGAUUUAAGUAGGGAAGAAUGAGAUAACUCUAUCUUGUCUGGGAGAUCACUACUCUUGAUUUCCUCAAACAACAUUAAGUAAUACAGCAGAGGUUCAAAUUCACUAAUCUACCAAACUAGUUCCUACAAUGCUAUAAUUAACCUACUCUAUAAAGGCAAAGUUGAUUUUUUUUUUUUUCCCCUUACAUGUUCAUUUUGAUCUAUUUCGAAUUUCCGCUCAACAUUUGAUUGGUUGCUGCUGUAUUCUUGGUCUUCUCCAGUAUGAUCUCUAUCUGUCAGACAAAACAAUGCAUGUCAGUAUGAGAUGUAGAAUGGUCAGAUUUAAUCGGAGAAACUAAAGAGUGUUGUAUCAGUAAAUCUAACCCUAGCCUUUCUUACAAAGCGUC
Messenger RNA from Oldenlandia corymbosa var. corymbosa, 2190 nucleotides. Lineage: Eukaryota; Viridiplantae; Streptophyta; Magnoliopsida; Gentianales; Rubiaceae. The record is from the annotation of a GenBank genome assembly.